AUGGCUUCCGAGACCAAGAUCAAGGUUAAGAACCCGGUGGUGGAACUGGACGGUGAUGAGAUGACCCGCAUCAUUUGGCAGGAAAUCAGAGAAAAGUUGAUUCUGCCCUACCUUGAUAUCGACCUUAAGUACUACGAUCUCGGUAUUGAGUACCGUGACCAGACCGAUGACAAGGUCACUGUUGAGGCCGCCGAGGCCAUCAAGAAGUACGGUGUUGGUGUCAAGUGUGCCACCAUCACCCCCGAUGAGGCCCGUGUUGAGGAGUUCAAGCUGAAGAAGAUGUGGCUCUCCCCCAACGGCACCAUCCGUAACAUCCUUGGUGGUACCGUGUUCCGUGAGCCCAUUGUCAUUCCCCGUAUUCCCCGCCUGGUCCCUGGCUGGACCAAGCCCAUCAUCAUUGGCCGUCACGCCUUCGGUGACCAGUACCGUGCCCAGGACCGUGUCAUCCCCGGCCCUGGUAAGCUUGAGCUCGUCUACACCCCCGUUGGUGGCGAGCCCGAGCGUAUCCAGGUCUACGACUUCCAGGGUGGUGGUGUUACCCAGUGCCAGUACAACACCGAUGAGUCCAUCGCUGGCUUCGCCCACUCCUCCUUCCAGAUGGCCCUCAUGAAGGGUCUCCCCCUGUACAUGAGCACCAAGAACACCAUCCUCAAGAAGUACGAUGGCCGCUUCAAGGACAUCUUCGAGGAGAUCUUCCAGAAGGACUACAAGAAGGAAUUUGAUGCCAAGGGCAUCUGGUACGAGCACCGUCUCAUCGACGACAUGGUCGCCCAGAUGGUCAAGUCCGAGGGUGGCUUCGUCAUGGCCCUCAAGAACUACGACGGUGACGUCCAGUCCGACAUCGUCGCCCAGGGCUUCGGCUCCCUCGGUCUGAUGACCUCCACCCUGACCACCCCCACCGGUGAGGCCUUCGAGUCCGAGGCUGCCCACGGCACGGUCACCCGUCACUACCGCGAGCACCAGAAGGGCCGCGAGACCUCCACCAACCCCAUUGCCUCCAUCUUCGCCUGGACCCGCGGUCUGAUCCAGCGUGGCAAGCUCGACAACACCCCCGACGUUGUCGCCUUCGCUGAGGAGCUUGAGAAGGCCUGUACCGACGUUGUCAACGACGAGGCUAUCAUGACCAAGGAUCUGGCUCUUGCUUGCGGCCGUAAGGACCGUGAGGCUUGGGUUACUACCGGCGAGUACAUGGCUGCCGUUGAGCGGAGGCUCAAGUCCAACCUCAAGGCUCGUCUGUAG
This is a messenger RNA of Penicillium arizonense, 1239 nucleotides long. RefSeq names its product NADP-dependent isocitrate dehydrogenase. Bases 1 to 1239 code for a protein of 412 amino acids. The transcript has 5 exons. Gene Ontology annotation, biological process: isocitrate metabolic process. NCBI's taxonomy places the organism in Eukaryota, Fungi, Ascomycota, Eurotiomycetes, Eurotiales, Aspergillaceae. The record is from RefSeq and is a predicted model, not a curated record. Gene Ontology annotation, molecular function: magnesium ion binding; NAD binding; isocitrate dehydrogenase (NADP+) activity. Gene Ontology annotation, cellular component: mitochondrion.